Morone saxatilis (striped sea-bass) is the source of this 3386-nucleotide messenger RNA. It is a transcript of the gene ppm1h, whose product is annotated as protein phosphatase, Mg2+/Mn2+ dependent, 1H. Gene Ontology annotation, biological process: protein dephosphorylation. The record is from RefSeq and is a predicted model, not a curated record. Lineage: Eukaryota; Metazoa; Chordata; Actinopteri; Moronidae. Gene Ontology annotation, molecular function: protein serine/threonine phosphatase activity. Bases 131 to 1684 code for a protein of 517 amino acids. The transcript has 10 exons.
GAGCUGGAUGAGUCUUCGCGGCCGCGGUGCGUCUGUCUUUCACGCCGCGAAACUGCGUCUCCGUGCGGGGAUCUGUCGGGCGGGGGGGGAAACUCACACGUAAUCGCAUCGCCUGGACCCACGCUGCUGCAUGACCACCAUGCUCACGCGGGUGAAAUCGGCGGUGGCCAAUUUUAUGGGAGGUAUGAUGGCUGGUGGCUCCAACGGGGACCAUCCCGGCGGCUCCGAUAUGCCGCUGAAAUACCCGUACAGCAGACCGGAGUUCCUGGGGCUGUCGCCGGACGAGGUGGAGUGCUCGGCGGAUCACAUUGCGAGACCGAUCCUCAUACUGAAGGAGACCAAGCGGCUGCCGUGGUCCACCGGCUACGCAGAGGUGAUCAAUGCAGGAAAGAGCACGUUAAAUGAGGACCAGGCUUGCUGUGAGGUGCUGGUGGUCAAACGGAGACCUGCAGGAAGCUCCACGCCCAACCGAACCCCUCUGACCCGCAGGAGGUCUUCCCUGCCCAAUGGAGAGGGUAUGGGCCUCCGGGAGUGCCUGGACGGCUCUGAAGACCUAACCUUGCACUACUGGGCGCUGUUCGAUGGUCACGCUGGCUCUGGGGUGGCUGUAGCGGCUUCCCGCCUUCUACAUCACCACAUCGCCCUGCACCUUCAGGAGGUGACAGAGAUCCUCUGCACUCCAAACCUGUUGCCCCCGACGUGCCUGGGAGAGGAGCCUAUCAAUCACCACCUCACCCCGACAUCCCAACGCGCCCUCACCAGGGCCGCCUCGCUCCGUGGUGCUGCAGGGGCCCCGGGUUCACCCAGCACCCCACCCACACGCUUCUUUACUGAGAAGAAGGUUUCACACGAGAGCUUGGUGAUCGGCGCCAUCGAGAAUGCUUUCAAAGACAUGGAUGUGCAGAUAGAAAAGGAGAAGGCAGUCUACAACAUCUCGGGUGGCUGCACUGCUCUGGUGGUCGUCUAUUUACUGGGGAAGCUUUACGUUGGGAACGCCGGGGACAGCAGAGCUAUCAUUAUCCGGGCCGGGGAAGUCAUCCCCAUGUCAACAGAGUUCACGCCAGAGUCAGAGAGACGGCGACUGCAGUUCCUGGCCUACAUGCAGCCCCACUUAUUAGGUAACGAGUUUACGCAUCUGGAAUUCCCGAGGAGGGUCCAGAGAAAGGAGGUGGGGAAGAGGAUGCUGUACCGUGACUUCACCAUGGCGGGAUGGGCGUAUAAAACCAUCGAGGACGAUGACCUAAAGUUUCCCCUGAUCUACGGUGAAGGGAAGAAGGCUCGUGUGUUAGCGACCAUUGGGGUCACCAGAGGUCUCGGGGACCACAAUCUCAAAGUGCAUGACUCCAACAUCUACAUUAAGCCCUUCCUGUCCUGCUGCCCAGAGGUCAAAGCCUACCCUUUGGCGCAGUACGAGCAUGGGGCUGACGAUGUUCUGGUGCUGGGAACUGAUGGUCUGUGGGACGUCCUCUCUAACCAGGAAGUAGCUGAAGCAGUCACCUGUUUCCUGGCAAACUGCGACCCCGACGACCAGCACAGGUACACAAUGGCAGCUCAAGACCUCGUAAUGAGAGCACGCGGGGUGCUGAAGGACCGCGGUUGGAGGAUAUCCAAUGACAGAUUAGGCUCUGGAGAUGACAUCUCUGUCUACAUCAUUCCCCUCAUGUACGGCAACAAGCAGAACUAGCCAAGCUAGGAAACGACAACUACCACUGAAACAUAACCCUGCCUUGAUCCCCCAACUUGACCUCUGCAGUUUCCCUCAUCCCUUGUGCUCUUUUUAAAGUGCUUUAGUGUGGACUCCGCUGAGGGUUCCAAGAUGUUUCUGGUCAGAGUUGGGAUUUAUGUCCAGGCCAUUUUCCCCUUGAUCAUCUUUAAUCAGGAUGAUCAUAUUUUUUUCUGGCCCUUUUCUUUUUUUAAUAGAAAUGAAACUGUUAAUAGCCGAAUCAUGAAAAGAACUGUUGAAGAGUUGAACGACUGAUUUAUUUUAUUUUAUUUUAUUUUAUUCAAUCUCGAGGAAGCCAUUGUGAAUCUAUUUGUGGGGUGAUGCCAGAGGGUUUGAGAGCAAGGGUUCUCAUGGAUGCGAUGGUGACGUGCAUCUCAGGAUUGCUGUUACUAACUAAUGCACAAUAUUUAUAAAUGUGAAAAUGUAAAUACUCCCAGGCAUAAGACAUUUAAUAAGUGUGUUUGGUUGAACACCUGUACAGUGUAUAAAAAAAACAAACCUGAAGACUGAUGUCCUGCAUAUAUGAAUCAUACAUCCUCUGUCCCAUGUAGAGCUUUUAAUUUAGCCAUGUGCAAUUGUUAGUCUGUUUUACCAAAGGAGAAAAAAAAAAAGCUUUCUGUAGAUUGUACGUCACCUGGUUCUCCUAAUUCUGCAGUUGCUAUUUUGGUUCAUUUGUACCCCUUGCAUUGCAAUACUGUGCUUACUAUUAAGGAAAACUGCUGCUUCUGUUGAAAUUGAACACAUUUAUGAAGAAUACACUACUAUGAGGAGUCACCUUCAACCCUGCUUACAUCUCAUCAUACUAUUAAAUCUAGCCCAGUUUUUACGUUAAUUAUUAUUAUAUAAUUAUUAAUUAAGAAGUAAUAACAUAGUAUCCAAAAUAAUAUCUGUUGCACUCAUUCACCAUUAGCCAUCUACCUCAUAAUUUUCUUCCUUUUAUUGUAUUACACAUAACACAUGCUGUCUUUGUCUUCUUUGACUGUUUGCAUGCUAUGUCAGCUGAAUCAUCAGCUGCUACCUGUGCCAUUAUUCAGAGUUACAUUGGUAUGAUUUGCUCGUGUAUCUGCAAGAUUUGUAAACGUUUUCAGAAAAGCACUGAGCAAAGACAAAAAGCCUCCCAGGGAACUGUGUGAAGGUUAUACUGUUGUAGAAAAUAUGUAGAAUGCUAAAAAAAAAAGAAAAAACCCACUGCCAUGACCUAAUUUUUUACCUUUUGUCAGUAUCAGUUGGAUACAUUGUCCCUAUUAAGAUAAACCUAUCCUUAUGAAUAGCAGGUGCCUCCAACAGUAUAUUCAAGAUUAUCAUUGCAGACAGUUAUACAAACAUGUACCUUAUGUCUCUCUACAAUCAUCUUUGUUCCCUGAUUCAGUGGUCUUCCACAGUUUGGUUCAUUUAGGUUUAGGUCGUAGUUUUCAGCUGCUAUUAAUUGUGCACAAAUAUUGUAUGUUAACUGCUGUACGAGUGUCUGGAACUGGUGAAACAUGGAACAGACAGUAAUUUAAUUUCAAUGUGCAAAAUGUAAAUAACGUUUUCAGUGGACACUUCUUUCUUUUACUAUAAGUGAUGUACAUCUUACUGAGUGAAAAUACAUAAUUUGUACUGUUUUGGAAACCUAGAACAGUGUAAAAAAAGGUUUACAUGGUCACUUUUCUGCUCUAUUAAA